AUAGUUGAAAAGCGUAGGCUUCAAUGGCGUCUUCGACUGUGCUCAGUAGGUUAUCGUCUCGUCUGCAACAUGUGGGGAUCAAACUCAACAAAGGCUCACUCUCAGCUGAUAUAUCACUGAUGAAAUUGAGCUCUCAGUCUGCCUCUUCCGCUAGACGCAUUUCUCGCAUGUCACGGUUACCUUUGGAGUUGAGCAGCGUGGAAUCAAUGAUGCCAUUGCACAGUGCUAUAGCCUCAGCUCGAUUGACAUCGAGCUUGUCGAUUGAGUCUCAGAGCUGGGGAUUAAUUCCUCAAGGCAUCUCAAUGCCUUUAUGACAAACCGAGAUGCAGCGAGUCAUUGAGAGGCAGAUUUUCUUUUGAGUAGGAAUGUAAGUCGCAUGUAGUCUUAUUUUCAUUUUGACUUCAAAAGUCCCGGAAUUGAAUGGUUUGUUGGUACUCUGAAGAUCUGCCUGUGCUGGUGUUGUUUAGCUCUCUGUUACCUUCCAUCUUUUAACUGUAUUUUUCUUUCCAAAGGUAUGAUGAAUUGUUAUCUGACUGUAAGAGGUUCCAUAGCACUUUGUAGCUUGGCCUUCUUUUCUUUUUUUUUGUUCUCAGUUACAUGUUUCUUACUUUAUUCCGGAUUUUUCAUUA
This is a messenger RNA of Cornus florida, 629 nucleotides long. Its product is annotated as protein NUCLEAR FUSION DEFECTIVE 6, mitochondrial-like. The record is from RefSeq and is a predicted model, not a curated record. Gene Ontology annotation, cellular component: mitochondrion. The transcript has 3 exons. Lineage: Eukaryota; Viridiplantae; Streptophyta; Magnoliopsida; Cornales; Cornaceae. Bases 24 to 314 code for a protein of 96 amino acids.